AUGACUCCAGAAUCUGAUACAGAAAUAGAGUUGGAUAAUGAUGAACUUUCUGAAAUUCAAGAAAUAGAAGAACCUAUUUUGAUUUAUGCAAUAGUAUCAAUAUCAAGUUUUAUACCAGUUAUUUUAGAAAAUUUUUCAUCUCAAGAAGGAGUAUUAAAUACUGAUUAUACAACACCUUGUAAAAAUGCCACCUUGACACUUCAAUCUUCCGAAAAAAUUCGUUGCGUCGUAAAUUUGUUUAAUAUCAUGUGGAUUGAUACCGCAUCAUUUAGUUUAUAUGCAUUUUCGAUUAGUGUCAUAUUACAAGCGAUCACGGCCAUAUCAAUUGGAUCAAUUUCGGAUCAUGAAAAUAUGCGUAAAAUUUUAUUAUUGAGUUUUGCUUUUGUGGGAAGUAUUUCCGCCAUGCUAUUUUUAUUCGUUCAAUCUAAUAUCUUUUUGUUGGUAGCGAUUCUUGCUAUCAUGGGAAAUGUUUGUUUUGGAUCUGCGUUCGUUUGUUUUAAUGGAUUUUUACCAGUCUUAGUUAGAAAUCAUCCAGAUGUUAUAAAAAUUACUCAAAAGAUAAAAUCAUAUGAUGAUGAAAGAAGUCAUUUAAUUUUACAAAGUUCAUCAAGUACCAAUAGCCUUUUAUUAUUAGUUGAGGAAGAAGAAGUAUCAGAAGAUCCCAAAUUAAAUAAACUUUUAGAAGAUUUAACAAAAACCCAAGAUUCUAUCUCUACUCAUAUUUCUUCUAGAGGAAUAGCUUCAGGAUAUUUUGGAGGAAUCAUUCUUUUAAUAAUUUGUUUAAUUAUUGCUUUUCAUUUAAAAUCUUCAAUAUUUAGUUUGCAAAUUGGAAUAUUUUUAUCAGGUGCUUGGUGGUUCAUAUUUUCUAUAUUAGUGGCAAAAUGGUUACAACCUAGACCUGGACCUCCAUUAUUUACAUCAGCAUUAUUUAAAGAUGAAGAAGAAGUAGCAAUAGUAAGAGGAGGAGAAUUAAGAGGAGGAGAAUUAAGUGAGGGAGAAUUAAGUGAGGGAGAAUUAAUAGAAGCAGAAUUAAUAGAAGAAAUAGAAAAAGUUAGGAAAUUAAGAUGGAUCGAUUAUAUAUUUUUUUCAUGGCAAAGAUUAUGGAAAACUAUAAAUCACGCAAAAGAAUUAAAAAUGACAUUUAGAUUUUUGAUGGCUUGGUUUUUUAUAUCUGACGUUGCUUUAUUAUUUGCCAAAACAACAUUAAAUUUUGAAAAUGCAGGUCUCAUAAUAAUAACUUUAAUAGUUCCAAUAGCUGGAUUAUUGGGAACCAUAAUAUUUCCCAAAUUACAAAGACGAUCAUUUUUUCAUAAAUUUCAAACCAAACAAAUGAUUAUAUUAUUAACCAUUAUGUUAUUAUUUAUACCAAUUUAUGGAUGUUUGGGAUUUUUUUUACCAUUUGGAGGAUUAAAAUCACAAACGGAAUUAUAUUUUUUGGCUAUUUGGUUUGGUUUGGUAAUUGGACCUAUUCAAGGUUAUUGUAGAACUUUAUUUGGUGAAUUUGUACCAAAAGGUCGAGAAACUGAAUUCUUCGCUUUAUAUGCGGUAACUGAUAAAGGAUCAAGUUGGUUAGGUCCAACUUUAAGUAAUAAUAAAAAGUAUUUUAAUAACUUAAGUUGGAACAGUGUAGCCAUUUGGAAAUGGGACGUACCUAACGAAGAAGUUUGUGGUAUUUGUCGCGUCGCUUUUGAUGGUUGUUGCUCUACUUGUAAAACUCCAGGAGACGAUUGUCCUCUAAUUUGGGGUGAGUGUUCUCAUGUAUUUCAUAUGCAUUGUUUGUUAAGAUGGCUUGCGACAGAAGGUAGUCGUGGACAAUGUCCCAUGGAUCGUAAAUCUUGGGUAACAGCGAAAUAA
This is a messenger RNA of Diversispora eburnea, 1854 nucleotides long. The record is from the annotation of a GenBank genome assembly. NCBI's taxonomy places the organism in Eukaryota, Fungi, Glomeromycota, Glomeromycetes, Diversisporales, Diversisporaceae.